AGUGCAAAGUGUUAGCGAGGAGAGGAAAGGGCAACCGGUGGAUGACCCUAGGGGCGCGGGAAGGAAACCUGCUGAUCUGUUCUGUUCGUUGCGUCUUCCCAGCGUCUGGAACGAACCGAUCAGCUGAUGUUCACCGUGAGUUUGUCACAGGGAUAAACGCUCAAGAGUUGAAAGGGAGUGAAAAGGACUUGAACAAAUCAAGCAGCAACCCAGUCAAGUCCCGGAUUGGCAUCUUCAAAAGGAACCUGUUAGCUUUGUGUCCACGCCGACUCCAGCAGUAGGAGGAAAGGAGAAGCAAGCAAGGGAGGUCCCAAAGAGCUGCUGGCUGGGCUAAAGGGCGAUUUCUCCCUUCCUGCUUUGGUUUCUGUCGGGAUGGAUUUUUGCAGCAGGAUAGUUGUGUCGUCGUGGGCGAGGGGUUGAGCAGGUGGCUUUCCUGAAUGGCGCGGGGGCGGGGCGGGCGGGGAAGAAGGUGAAACAAAAUAGUGGCAUAGCUAGCCAAAGGCAUAAAGAAAGUGAAACCAGAAGCUACUUUCAUUGAUCCAGCUUCUCGAUGCCCUUGAAAAAACGAAAAGUUCUUCCCGUCUGUAUCGGAAACUGCGAGGGAAGAGCCUGCGCCUUUAAGAGCUUGCUCCUGUUCAUGCCGAAGGGACAAAAAGAAGGAAGGUUAACCUCACCCGGUCUCUCCCCGCUCCCGCCCCCGUGAAUAUCCCCCCACUACCACCACUGCCCCACAGGAGAUAACAUCAGGCAACACGAAAAUAAUAAGAGUCGCUGUUUCCGCGCCGAGUUGCUCGCAGGACUUCUGGUUUUAAAGGGAUCUCCCCCGCCUUCCUCAUUUCCUCCUCCUCCUGCCGGUAUUUGUACCUCUUCGAUGUCGCUCCUUUUUGGAGGCGAUUGUUCUUUGCAGGUUGCUCUGGGAGGAUCUCUUUAGCUCCCUCCUGCUUACUCUUGCCGGAGUAAGAGCUAUGGAGGUUUUUCUCUGUCCUUCUUGCCACUUGGUUCUGUGGGACCCGGUGACCGUUUCGUGCGGGCACUCCUUCUGCAGAAGGUGCUUGGGCGAGGAUCUGCCCUCCAAGUGCCAGCUCUGUGGGGCAAAACUCACCCUCUUGGGCUUGCGGACAGUGACCUGCAACGUCCUGCUCUGUAGCUUGCUGGAGAAAUGCUUGGAUAAAGACACCAAAGUGGCCAGGUUGAAAACCGACUUGCAGGAGCUGCUGGAGAACAGAGACUACAGGGGAGCACUGAGGACCGUUCAGAAAGGAAUCGGGCUGGCUCCAGAUGAUCUUGUGCUGAGGCUGUACCGAUCAGAGGCAUAUAUGGCUUUGCAGCGAUACCCAGAGGCUCUGGAAGAUCUGGAGAUGCUGUGUACCCAAGAACCAGAGGAUUGUGAGGGCUUUUUUAGAAAGGGAAAGGUACUCCUGGAGAUGGGACAGAAAUCUGAGGCCCUGCUGCAGUUUCAACAUUGCCUCAUGCUGGAUUCCAAUUUCCAUGCUGCUUGGUAUGAGACAGAAAAGAUUCUUAUGAACGAUGGCUCCCCUCUUACAGGCACUGUUGUGGAGGUAAAGAGUGAUGCCAGUCAUAACCUGAAAGGGUCUAAUUCAGGGAAAGAGCUAACUUUACUUGUGCCUUUGGAAGGAGAACCUCUACAGGAUUUGAAGGGAAAACAGGAGGCUGGCUGUGCUCAAAAGCAGGCAGAACUUUCUGUGCCAGGGUGGUUGAGGAAGAAGUCAAAUUCAAAUGCCUCUACAAAGAAGGAAAUGGAUAUGAGAGAGGAAGCAUCAGCGGAAACCAGAGGAAUCAAGUCUACCCAGGGCUACCAACCUGACUUUGGAGCCCUCCUGAGUCCAUCUGACCUGGAAUGCUCUCUUUGCAUACGUAUGUUCUUUGAGCCAGUGACUACGCCUUGUGGCCAUACGUUCUGCAAAGAGUGUGUGGAACGCUGCCUGGACCACAGGCCCAACUGCCCACUUUGCAAGCAGAGCCUGAGAGAGUACCUGAAGGCUCGAAAAUACACUACCACAGUCCUGUUGGAGGAUCUCAUGUUGGCCGUCUUCCCCUCACAACUGGCAGAUAGGAAACGGGUCCAUCAGGCUGAGAUGGCAGAACUUUCAAACCUAACCAAGACUAUCCCCAUCUUUGUGUGCACAAUGUCAUUUCCAGGCAUUCUGUGUCCCCUUCAUGUGUUUGAGCCUCGCUAUCGCCUAAUGAUGCGAAGGUGUCAGGAGACUGGCACAAAGAUGUUCGGCAUGUGUAUGUAUGAAAAUGGGAAGAGUUUUGCUGACUAUGGUUGCAUGCUCGAGAUUCAAAAAAUAGAGUUUCUGCCUGAUGGGCGAUCUUUAGUGGACACUAUAGGCAAGAGAAGGUUCCGGGUUUUGAGACGGGGGCACAGAGAUGGUUACAAUACUGCUGAUAUUGAGUACUUGGAAGAUGAAAAGGUGGAAGGAGAAGAACUUGCUGAGCUUCAGAAUUUGCAUGACUGCACAUACGAGCUAACACAGAGGUUUUAUGAACAUGGUGACACCACCUUCAGACAAAUCUUGAUGCACCAUGGACCUCUUCCUGAGAAAGAGGAGGACAUACAGGCAUCUCCAGAUGGACCAGUUUGGUGUUGGUGGCUAACAUCACUCUUGCCCCUUGACUUGACCCGCAAGCUGACGAUCUUUUCGGACAUCUCCCUGAAGUCCCGUCUCUCCCAACUGAAGCAUAUUCUGAAUGUCAUUCUGGAAAGUCGUGACUACAGUAGCUAAAUCUCAGGCCUCAUCCCAUGAAGAAGCGUAUAGUACAGAAGGAACAAACAAGCUAGGUCUGUGUAGGAUUGCCCACCAUUUUUCUUGAUGGGGGUGGGAUAAAGCCUUAACCUGCUUUUGUUUUUAAUGUGUAUGUUCUGUGUGUUUGGUUAUUUGUUUGACCAUAGAACUGACUUCAGCAAUAGGCCAUGAACCAGUAAACUGAAACUGGUGUGCAAUAUAGUAGCAAGAUUCACUAGCAAUGGUACACCGUCCACAGGAAAGUCUAAUUGGCCUUAUUAGUCUGAAGAAGGCAGUGAGUCUAGAUGUGAAAUCUAUCCAAGAAACCUGACUGUCAUACCUGUUUUGUGCCAAGUGAAGAAAUUUCUGAGUGAAUAACUCCACCACCACAUGCUAAGAUUUAUUAGAUUUUUAUCUUCGUUUCUUACUUAAUUAUGCUUGUCUGGGAUAAUUCAGGGCUCUGCACAAUGUGUAGUGUGCUGUUUCCCUAACUUAAAUUGGCUCUCUUAAAAGUGGUGGUUAGCCAUGGAGUGCGGGUGGGGGGGAAGACAGGUACAAAUUCAAGUAGCUGUCUUUGCCUUGCUCCACAGCUAACAACAAGUUCAGGUGGGAGGAAAUGAUUUUUGAUCAGGGAAAGGGUUAAUUCCACCAGUGUCAUGACUCUCACCCAGAAAGUCUCCCAUGAUUGUUUUCUAAUGGGCAAAAAAGGAUGUUUGGAGAUGUGACCAUGCAUGUCCGGCCUCACAUGUAGUUUCUCUCUUAGACAUGAUAAAGAGAAGGAAAAGACUGGUAAACAGGGGUCUUAGAACUACUUCUGCAUGUUGAAAGGCUAGCAAAGAUAUAGGCACAUUACUUAGCAGCACCUCACACUCCCAAGCAAUAUAUUUAGGGCCAGGCAAUCAAGGAUUAAAAUGUUUAGCCUCCAAAUGAGAUGACUGAAAGGAAAAAAAAUAGAAAAUAAAAUUGUGCUAUUCAUUGCCAUGCGAUAGAGUGAAGGGCUAAAGCAGGGUUAAGAAACCCUGGCCUAAAGUAUUAACUGUGACCUAAAAAGUGUAAGUCGUAAGAAUUAUCUUAGAUCUCAGAACAUCAGCCAAUGUGACUUACUACUCAGCUUCAUCAGUCUGCCCAGUUAUUGUGUCCUGCUAGACAAUUAAGUGGAAUAUAAAAACACUUUUAAAGACUGACACAUUUUCUUGUUGAAUUUUGUAAACAAGACUCUAGUGCACUGUAGUAAAUUUACUCCCACCUCUACCUCUGAAUUAAACUGCUAUAGGACACUCUUUUUGCUACAGGAGCCCAACACAGCUAAUGUUCUUGUAUUUGCCCACAUGGCAGAUUGCAAGCAUCUGGGCUUCCUUAAUUCUUUGUGUUGCCUCCCCUGCUCCCCCCACACCCUAAAAACAGAGAGUCUGGGCAUGAACAACAGACUAUAAUGUAUUUUGUUAGGACUUAGGCUCUGUUAGAAGUUUCUUCAGGUGUCUAGCUCUGUUCACUUUUGGUUGUCCUCAGAUGUACACAGUGAUGAUAAGCAGAAUUUAAAACUUUGUGGUAGACAGAUGAAUAUUCUACUUCUUGAAAACUGGGUUGUAUCCCCAAAGUUGGUCAUAACUAAGCACCAUUAGUAUUAAUCAGAAAAACUAGUUAUGACUGAACCCCGCUGAAAUCAAAGCAACAAGUCGGUUACGACUAAAGUCUAAUUCAUUUCAAUGAUCUUCAUCAAGACUAACUUAAGAUGCAACCUGUUGAGUUUUCAAACAUUAAUGAACUACCACAUUACAGUUAGUAAAACACAUGUUCAGCAUAUCUUGAACAAAUAAAAUCACCUUCUAUAUUCCCUUGUCCAACCCCUCAAAUGAAUAUAAAUUUGAAGAUAAGAAAAAGGUAGGGAAGCCCUUGCAAGUGCCUGAAAACUUGGAGAAUGUAUAGAAAUGCUUGGAAAGUGCUUGGAGAAUGUAUAGAAAUGCUUGCCAUAUCUGCCCUUUUCAGAAGUGCCUCCACAUGAUUAUGGAACAUAUGAACAUAUGACCUGUGUCUGCUGACCUUGUCCCAAGCAUCACUGUGUUCUCCAGGCCCCAGUAUCAAUGCAUUCCGUGUAGUUUCUGUCUAGUAUCAUACAACUGUGCACUUAGACACUCCAUACAAUCGGGGUCCCUGUUCAGCGUUCCCUCUAAGGCAUGCGCGUGUGUGCUCACUCACACAUUUUGUUGAUGUCUGCUCAGUUAAUUUUAGAUCCUGCUCAGGUUUAAUCAGGAAGGUCCCACUCUGAAUGCAUGCACACUCACACUGUCUUGAUACUGCCAGAACAAAACUCAUUCUGCACACAGACACAAAAAAAAGAGAGAGAACAAUGCCUCUGUUCCCAGUUGCACGGAGCACCUAUGCAUGUACAGCAUGCACAUAAAUGCUUCUCAAAUGUAGUGCCUAAUGUCCAGACAUGGGGGGCCUGCAGAGUACAGCCACACCGAGGACAAGACCAGCAGACAUGGGCCUGUUCCAUACAUCUAGUAAGUGGAUGGAAGCACUUCUGAAACGUGCUACUGCAUGACAUUGUGUACUGUUUUUUUGGGUUAUUCAGAUCUGCUUCUUUUUAAUGUAUUAAAAAGCUCUGCUUCUAGUUGGAAUCAGAUACAUCCAAGCAGUUGCAUGGUUGGUACUUUCAAUACAAACUGCCCGGUAACAGCUGCACAUGAGGAGCUGCUGGUGUAUAACAGCUCAGGGGUUACAACUUCCAUUCUUUAUCACUGGAUUGUAAACUGCCCUGAGAUUUUAUAUAGGACAGUAUAUAAAUGUGACUAAAUAAAUAAUCAUGCCAGGGCAAGCCAUUUCUGCAGAGUGAUCUGCCACAUGUGUUCUGCCCUAUGAGAGUCCAACGGUGUCUCUGAGUGGAGGGAAACAAGGGACAGGGCAAUUCGCACUGAAAUCUUAUGAGUGCCUGGCUCAUCUGCAUGGCCUUGGAAUUACAGAUAAGGUGAAGUCAAGUGACCCCGGCCUCUGGAAAUGUGUCUUUAAAUAUAUACCUGUUAUAGAAGGGAUUUGCUGCUCCUUGCUUCAGGUGUUGUAAGGAAUGGAAAUAUGAAGGGAGUGUUUAAAGCCACUGAUAUACGCACAGUUUUAACUGGAAAGUGCCUUUUUAAGGGUGAAUUUUGAGCUAUUCCAGAGCCAGGCCAAAUUCAGGAACAGAGUAGAUUUUUAUUUGCUUCUUAACUUUUAAUGACUUCCUGACAAUACUUGGCAAUACUUGGCUAUGUAUUCAACAAGAAAGAAACUCUUCCACCUUCCUUUUUAACCCCUUUCCUGUCACCAUUUCAAAGGUUAGGAAUGCAGGAGGAUGUGAAUAGUCUCUGAAAGGAGUUUGCACACACUCAACUGCAUUGUGUUGCUCAUUAUUCAGUGACACUAAAUAGUGGGCUAUUGUUCUUUCUUGGAUAAAAACAAAAAAGAUGUUGGAAAUGCUCUGCUCUGCUUGAAAUUCAUUUGAAUUUAUACCUUUUUAUUCCCACAUGGUUUAAUUAUUCUUGUCAAAGUAAUAAACUUCAUUUUUAAAAAACA
Messenger RNA from Hemicordylus capensis (graceful crag lizard), 6296 nucleotides. Its product is annotated as LON peptidase N-terminal domain and RING finger protein 1-like. The record is from RefSeq and is a predicted model, not a curated record. Gene Ontology annotation, molecular function: protein binding. Bases 966 to 2747 code for a protein of 593 amino acids. NCBI's taxonomy places the organism in Eukaryota, Metazoa, Chordata, Lepidosauria, Squamata, Cordylidae. The transcript is spliced from 13 exons.